AGAUGCUGAUAAAAAUAGUCCUUAGAGAGUCAGAGCUCAUCUAGGCUUCUUCUUUUAGAUGUAGUUCCUAACUGGAAAUCUUUCCCCUUUUUGAGAAGGAAGCCAGCACCAACGCCCACACCUAGUUUCUAUGAAAGAGAUGGCCCACUGACUGAAAAGUUCCUUACUCUCUUGCUAUUGGCUGACACUGUUCAUAAAGUAUAACUCACAGUUUCACUUUUCUUUUAAAUGAGCAAGCUGAAUUACUUGGAGGAGGAAAGCAGGAGAGACAGAAGAGACGAACACUAAAUCACUUGAAAGAAAGAAACCUCAGCUGCACAUUCUACUCUAGCUGAUCCUGAGGAGAUUAGAAAAUUACCCCUAGAAAAGGGGAAAUUUAACUUUUGAAGUACAGAAAGCACAAUUGUCUACAGAGUACUUGGAGGCAUCAUAGAUUCCUUAAGGAGAAUUGGGAAUCAAGAUUCAAAUGCAAAUGAUUCUGCAGCCUUACUUAGAUCAGAAAUUGGGUUAAUAAUAGAUACCUCCAAUCUUCCUUAAUAAGCAUGGAGAGAAAACUUAUGUCUUUGCCUCUAUCCACUUCCAUAUCAGAAAUGGAACCCAAUGACACCUUCAGCAAUAACAACAGCCACAAGGACUGCCUGAUUGGAAAAUUCAAGAGGGAUUUUUAUCCUGUUGUGUACCUGAUAAUAUUUGUCUGGGGAGCCUUGGGAAAUAGCUUUUCCAUAUAUGUUUUUCUGCAGCCUUAUAAGAAGUCCACGUCUGUGAAUAUUUUCAUGCUGAACCUGGCCAUUUCUGAUCUCUUGUUCAUAGCCACACUGCCCUUCAGGGUUGACUAUUACCUCAGAGGCUCCGAUUGGAUAUUUGGGGACCUGGCCUGCAGGAUUAUGUCUUACUCCCUGUAUGUCAACAUGUACAGCAGCAUUUAUUUCCUGACCGUGCUGAGUGUUAUGCGCUACCUGGCAACUGUUCACCCCUUCCGGCUCCUCCAUGUCACUAGCAUCAGAAGUGCCUGGGUUCUAUGUGGGAUCAUAUGGACCCUCAUCAUGGCUUCUUCAACAGUGCUUCUGAAGAAUGGCUCCGAGCAGAAGAGUAAUGUCACAUCAUGCUUAGAGCUGAGUUUCAAUAAAAUUGUUAAACUGCAGAUCAUGAACUACAUCGCCUUAGUGGUGGGCUUCCUGCUGCCAUUCUGCACGCUCAGCAUCUGUUACCUGCUGAUUAUUCGAGCCCUGUUAAAGGUGGAGGUCCCAAAAUCAGGGCUGCGGGUUUCUCACAGGAAGGCGCUUGUCACCAUCGUCAUUGCCUUGAUCAUCUUCCUCCUGUGUUUCCUGCCUUAUCAUGUACUGAGAACCUUCCACUUGGUUGUGUGGAAAGUGGGUACAUGCACAGACUGGCUGCAAAAAGCUGUGAUCAUCACACUGGCCUUGGCAGCUGCUAAUAGCUGCCUCAACCCUUUGCUUUAUUAUUUCGCUGGGGAGAAUUUUAAGGACAGACUAAGGUUUGCAUUCAGAAAAGGGCAUGCACAGAGAACGAAGUGCAGCUUUCUUGUUGCCUGUGGUUGAAAAAGGAAAUAAGAAUCAAUAGGAGCUGAAGUCCAGAAGAAACAGUGAAAAGAACUGACAGAGAUUACCCCUGGAGAGAAGUUGCAGGUGAGAAGAUAGGGCCGAAACUUCUCUUCUCCUUUUAAGAACUAUUUAACUGUGUAACUUGCAAAUAUGUAUU
Molecule: messenger RNA, 1719 nt
Organism: Myotis myotis
Lineage: Eukaryota; Metazoa; Chordata; Mammalia; Chiroptera; Vespertilionidae
Gene: CYSLTR2
Product: cysteinyl leukotriene receptor 2
Exons: 6
Coding region: 543-1559 (338 amino acids)
Biological process (GO): G protein-coupled receptor signaling pathway
Cellular component (GO): plasma membrane
Molecular function (GO): leukotriene receptor activity
Source: RefSeq, a predicted model, not a curated record